Messenger RNA from Dichomitus squalens LYAD-421 SS1, 312 nucleotides. RefSeq lists its product as uncharacterized. The record is from RefSeq and is a predicted model, not a curated record. The transcript has 2 exons. Gene Ontology annotation, cellular component: cytoplasm; nucleus; chromosome. Lineage: Eukaryota; Fungi; Basidiomycota; Agaricomycetes; Polyporales; Polyporaceae. Gene Ontology annotation, biological process: double-strand break repair via homologous recombination. Bases 1 to 312 code for a protein of 103 amino acids. Gene Ontology annotation, molecular function: four-way junction helicase activity; 3'-5' DNA helicase activity.
AUGUCACAGUUUCUAGAAGGGGAUAUUGAUAUACUCCUGGCUACUGAAGCGGCAGGCAUGGGAUGCAAUAUACCUGAUAUUGCCCGUGUCGUACAAUUCAAGGCUCCGGACUCAUUGUCGACAUGGCUACAGCGGGCGGGCCGUGCUGGACGGAAUGUGUCGAUCCAGGCCAGGGCAGUGCUCCUCAUACAACCGUCAGUAUUCCAAGAGGUCGGAAGAUCCACACACAAGGACGGAGACACAAUCGUCUAUAAGAAAACAAUUGAACCAGGGCUGAGGAGAUGGGUCGAGGUCCCAAUCGAACAAUGCUGA